Messenger RNA from Nannospalax galili (Upper Galilee mountains blind mole rat), 3455 nucleotides. It is a transcript of the gene Neto1, whose product is annotated as neuropilin and tolloid like 1. Gene Ontology annotation, molecular function: protein binding. The record is from RefSeq and is a predicted model, not a curated record. Lineage: Eukaryota; Metazoa; Chordata; Mammalia; Rodentia; Spalacidae. The transcript has 11 exons. The coding region runs from base 178 to 1779 and encodes 533 amino acids.
GGGCGGAAGACAGACCAGUUCCUAUCGCUUUCUUUCCUCUCUUGCUUCCCCCCACUGUAUUUUGCUCGUGGUUUGCAUAUUUGAAACCUUUGGACUUCUUCCUCUCCCCACCACUGAAGUCUUCCCGUUUCUAAAUGGAAUUAGUGGAGAUUGGAGCCUCUGGUGUAACGCACAGACAUGAUCUAUGGACGCAGUUUGUUUCACAUUAUAGCAAGUUUAAUCAUCCUCCAUACCUCUGGGGCAGCCAAGAAGGGAACAGAAAAGCAAAUCACUUCAGAAACACAGAAGUCAGUACAGUGUGGAACCUGGACAAAGCAUGCAGAGGGAGGUGUCUUUACCUCUCCCAACUAUCCCAGCAAGUAUCCCCCAGACCGAGAGUGUGUCUACAUCAUAGAAGCUGCCCCACGGCAGUGCAUUGAACUUUACUUUGAUGAAAAAUACUCUAUUGAACCAUCUUGGGAGUGCAAAUUUGAUCAUAUUGAAGUUCGAGAUGGACCUUUUGGCUUUUCUCCAAUAAUUGGACGUUUCUGUGGACAACAGAAUCCACCUGUAAUAAAAUCCAGUGGAAGAUUUCUGUGGAUUAAAUUUUUUGCUGAUGGAGAGCUGGAAUCAAUGGGAUUUUCAGCUCGAUAUAAUUUCACACCUGAUCCUGACUUUAAGGACCUUGGAGUUUUGAAACCAUUACCAGUGUGUGAGUUUGAGAUGGGCGGUCCUGAAGGAAUUGUGGAGUCCGUACAGAUUCUGAAGGAAGGCAAAGCUUCUGCCAGUGAGGCUGUGGAUUGCAAGUGGUACAUCCGAGCCCCACCCCGUUCCAAGAUUUACUUACGAUUCUUGGACUACGAGAUGCAGAAUUCAAACGAAUGCAAAAGGAACUUCGUGGCUGUGUAUGAUGGAAGCAGCUCGGUGGAGGACUUGAAGGCCAAGUUCUGCAGCACGGUGGCCAAUGAUGUGAUGCUACGCACAGGCCUCGGGGUGAUCCGUAUGUGGGCAGAUGAGGGCAGUCGUAACAGCAGGUUUCAGAUGCUCUUCACAUCCUUUCAAGAACCUCCGUGUGAAGGCAAUACGUUCUUCUGUCACAGUAACAUGUGUAUUAACAACACGCUGGUCUGCAAUGGGCUCCAGAACUGUGUGUAUCCCUGGGAUGAAAAUCACUGUAAAGAAAAGAGGAAAACCAGCCUGCUGGAUCAGCUGACCAACACCAGUGGGACAGUCAUUGGCGUGACUUCCUGCAUUGUGAUCAUCCUUAUUAUCAUUUCUGUCAUUGUACAGAUCAAACAGCCUCGUAAAAAAUACGUCCAAAGGAAAUCAGACUUUGACCAGACCGUUUUCCAGGAGGUGUUUGAACCUCCUCACUAUGAGUUAUGCACUCUCAGAGGGACCGGAGCUACAGCUGACUUUGCAGAUGUGGCAGAUGACUUUGAAAAUUACCAUAAACUGCGGAGGUCAUCUUCCAAAUGCAUUCACGACCAUCACUGUGGAUCACAACUGUCCAGCGCAAAAGGCAGUCGCAGUAACCUCAGCACAAGGGACGCUUCCAUCUUGGCAGAGAUGCCCACGCAGCCAGUCAAGCCCCUCAUCCCACCUGUGAACAGAAGGAACAUUCUUGUCAUGAAACACAACUACUCACAAGAUGCCGCAGAUGCCUGUGACAUCGAUGAGAUCGAGGAGGUGCCCACCACGAGCCACAGGCUGUCCCGACAUGAAAAAUCCGUCCAGCGGUUCUGCCUCAUUGGGUCUCUAAGCAAACAUGAAUCUGAAUACAACACAACUAGGGUCUAAAUCGGAAAUUCCAGACUGCUUGAGAAUAGUGCGUUCCUGGGUGAUUUUGAACAUGCUGCAGUGAAAAGUCGAAAUGUGGAUCAUGGAAACACCAGCUAGAGGUUCAAUGGACUAUAAACACCUGUUAUUUUAUUAUGAUUAAAUGCAGUAAAAUGUAAUGAGUAAAAACUAGAUUGCAAUAAGACAAAUCCCUCCCUCUUUAUUUUGCAUUUUUGGUCUUUUCUAUGUCCCCCUGAUUUCCUUUUUGUUUCAUGUCAAGGGAAGAUACCGAGUUUAGAAUUUUUUUUUUUUUUUUGAAAUCCGGUAUUUUACCAUUCACACUCUACAAUAGAAUUUGUUUGAUUAAGCACUUAGCAAUAUGAGUGAAUUGACAGUUUGAGAAAAUACCCUGCAUGUCAGUACUGGAUACUUGGGUUGGAAAAAUGCCCUCUUUAUUAGACACAUUGUAAAAAGCAUGCAUUCUCAAAUAUUGCUGUUACUCUUCCAUUUCUUUGUGUUAUAUGCUUGCUAAUUGUAACUUUUAUAUAAAUAUAUAUAAAGUGUAUGAUAAUUUCCUAAUUUGAGUUAAGAGGAAUGUUUUCUUCUUUUGGAAUGAGGAAAAACUCGAGAUACAUGAGCACAUGAUUUAUUUGUAUCAACUCUUCCCACCUGGUAUAUUACAGGAUGUUCAGGGUGUUCUUUAAUAUUGAAACAUACUUCCCCAAAUUUUUUAUUUCUAACAUAUUAUGAAUAGGCUCUCCUUUUAGAAGAGUCUUUGUAAGUGCUUCAAAAUCACAAACUAUUUUAUGACUAAACUACACCAUUUAGACUUACUCUUUAACUAAACACACAUAUGGUACCUGGAAGUUUAAUAGUCCCGAGUUUCAUACAGUAAGAUUAAAAUCCAUAUAAUGCAAAGAAGGUCUGUUGAAUGGUAUAGGCACUCCACAAAUAUUGAGCAGAUAGUUUAAAAAUAUUGAAUGUGUGUUCUCAGAAAAUUAACUUUAAAAAAUAUAAUUGCUGUUGAUCUGCUUGCAUCAUCAAAAUAACUGAAUUCUCAAGAAUAAAUAGUCCUGAACCUCAGUAGCAAAGAAAUAUGGUCUACAAUUUUAGCCUGCAGCUAAAAACUCCAAAUGGAUAACCAUCAUCAUACAUCCCUGAUAGGAAGUCAUUCUCUUACAUAUUGAAGUAGCAACAACAAAUUAUUGUUCUGACACGAUGAAUAAUAUUUUUUCAUUUUAAUGAUACAUAUUUAUAUAAACCACUCUUAUUUGGCUAGCUUAUUUAUUUAUUACCAUACUUAAUGUUAUGCCCAUUAAUUCAAAGUUGGAUCCCAAAGACUAUUUUUAAAUGAUUAUCCAUAUUUUUUUAAUUAGCUGUAUUUCACAUUAUUUCAUCUCUUUAGGAAUUCUCACAAGGCAUUGUCUCCUUUGAAUGAAUAACCUUAAAAACAUGAUAUAUAUGUCAAGACUUGUUUUAUUUAUAACAAGGAAGACAAGAAGACAAACUGAGUGAAUGGAUCCCCAUUCAUCUGUCAUGUAGCAAUUUUUAGGAUGUCAAGGUUUCCCCGUUUUUCCAGGUAUACAAAAAGCUACUGAUCUGCUUGUUUUCUGCUUAAGAUGCAUUUUACCACAUAUUCACUUAAUGGAUACUUCUGUUUGACACCACAUUGAAUUAUGUGCAAUGAUAAGGACAAA